AUGAGACUGACCAGUGUGUUAGGGAUUCGGAAAAUCUAUCCUUUCAAGCAAUCUGACUCUUGGUUUAGGAAGGACCAAUGGCUUAGAUUUUCCUUCCUUUUUCGAGGAAGAACUGCCAGAUGCUUCCGCCUAGCACGCGUCCAAGUUAUGAAAGCCCUUAUGCACGUGAAAUCAGUUCGAGAAACCAGACGUCGUGACAUUUACUCCAUGUGGGACUCAAGAAUCGAUCGCGCUUGUAAGGACCAUGGUCUUCCUUCUUCUAAGAUUCUCUACACCGGUCUGGCACAAUCCAACAUCGCUCUCAGCAAAAAUAUGCUCCAUACACUGGCGCUUUAUGAACCACGCACAUUUGAGGCAAAGUCUUGUGGAUAUUGCCAAACAGUACCACUUGGAUGUGGGCUGCGACUUAUUUCAUGCUUCGCCCCCCUCGGGACUUUUCAUUUCCCAUGGUAUGCUGGCAGAACCAAUUACGUGGUGGAAGAUGAUCCAGGAGUUGUUAAUCUUAUCAGGUCACUGUGGAAUCAAAUGCGUUUUGGAUGGAACGUCUCCUUGACGCCUCGAUUUCUACCUGGGCUUCCUGUCCACUUCCUUGGCAAAAAAUAUUUUGAUUUCCCUAAUUCCGAAAUGAAGCAUAAUAUCGAUGGUGAAAUGGGAGCAUUUCUAGCAGACUUUCAGUCCCGUCUCUGGUUUACCUACCGGGAUUCCUUUCCCCCCAUUCCUAUUAUCACCACUCAACCAAUCAUCUCUUCCCUUGAUUCACCGACCAGCGUGCUUCUUAGGACCACUGCUGCUCUGCGCCUUCAUCUAAGAAGCUCGGUACUUAAUUCGGCCUCUAGUCCUUCUAUCGCCCUAAAAAUUCCCCUCUCUACUCGCGUCUCUGACUGUGGCUGGGGUUGCAUGCUCAGAUCUGUGCAGAUGCUGGUGGCACAAGCCCUUCUCGUCCACUUUCUCGGUCGUGAUUGGAUUUAUCAACCCCAUAAGAAUGUGUCGGCACAGGAGCCGAAAUCGCGUCUUCAUCGACGUAUCAUUCGGUGGUUUGCGGACGCGCCAAGCAGUCCUCUCUCCAUCCACCGACUAGUGCAAGCUAGUGGUUCACCUCCGGGCACUCGUUUCGGUCCAGCUGCUGUUUGUCAGGCCCUUCUUGCUGCCAUGGCGUGUGCUGAAGAGGUCGCUUUGAAGGAAUUUGAAGUAUAUAUUGCUCACGACCGGGUCAUCUGCAAAGAAGAGGUGCUUACUCUGUUCGAAGAAACCUCUCCAGAUCUCCCAGAGCACUGUACGCAGAACUCCACAAGCCAAAAUACUCAAGAUCAGCGGAGCGAGAUGAAUAGUUCUGCCGACCACAUUCAAAAUUCUUCAGUACCACCACUUGGAGAUUUGUCAGCCUCCCACAUUCUCAACACCUUGACGGCAGCCUCCUCGUCGAUGAAUGUUGGAAACGGGAAGAAAGAGUCGGAGCGCAGACUCGGUCUCCUCAUCCUCUUACCCAUGCGAUUGGGCGCGGGCGACCGCAUUGAGGCAGGUCACUUGCCAACCCUCCUUCGUCUCCUGCAAGACCCCGCAUGCGUCGGUCUCAUCGGUGGACGUCCUCGGCACUCUGUCUAUGUCGCUGGUGUCCAGUCCGAUCGCCUUAUCCAUCUUGAUCCGCAUUUCUGUCAGGAGGCUGUUGACGUCUCCACUCUGUCUGAUGACGAUGAAUUUGACUUGUCGACAUGGCACUGCUCAACUCCACGGGUCAUGCGUGCACAACGUUUGGAUCCAAGUUUGGCUCUGGGCUUCUACUGUGGCAGUCGUAAUGACGCCGUUAGUCUUCUUCAUCGCCUACCAAUCAUCUCAGAAUCGGAAAUUUCUUCCUCCUCCUCCUCCUCCUCCUCCACCGCUUCGUCGCAUCACCUGAUUGAAGUGGUCACCGCUUCGCAGGUGCAGCACCUCUUUGCACCCCCUCGAUUCCCCGACCCCCAUCCUCCCAGCGACGAUGCCGGAAUCUGCACACACGCACACACUGCCUCGUAUUCACAUACAACAGUAAUGUGCGUGGUGCGCACCAUGCCGCGAGGUGAUUGGUUAAUUCCUCACACGCGUCCGACACACACUAGCCCCAACCAAUCAGCGUCGCACCACUCUGCCCGCGAAUGCAGCCCGCAACGGCAGGUUCCACAUUCCACCAUGGAGGCGUUGUCUAAGUUGUCGUCGGGGUUCCAUGACUUUGCAGCCACAGUUUCUGCACACACCUUUACACACGACGAUGUUAACGCACUACCCACACCCCCCUCAAUUCUCCCACUGGUCCCCACUGACAACGUGAUUAACAGUGGCGACGGGAGCGGCGGUAGUGGACCUCUCUUGAACGUGAAAAUGAGCCCUGGUGGUGGUAGUGGCAAUGGCAGCGGUGAAAUGGAGGGCAAAAUGGGCUUCGUUGUCGAUCAUCAACCACCCCCGAAAAAGCUCUUCUCAGACGAUAUUCCUGUUCUGGAUCCAUUUCCGGGCUAUUAUGGUUUCGAUUUAUACCGACCCCUGUGUGAAGAUGCCUAUGAUUCAAUCGAGACAAAACCCAGUACUGCCUACUUUUUCUUUAAGGAUGAUCAAGGCUGGACGAAUUUGUAUGCUAAAAAGGCACCCACGUGGUGGACCCUCUCCUACUGGUGCCAGCGACAGCCGCCGGACGGCUGCUUCAUUCGUCUGACGCCUGUCUACGGCACCUCUGACAAACAGCAGGAAGUCAUCCAAAGGUGUUUAGAGGACUUCAUGGUCUCUCCAACGCCAGGUCUUUCACGAUACAGUAUGAUCUUAGUUGGCAACUCAAACGCUGAAUACUUCUACGACCCCACUACCGAGCGUCUUUGUGUCACCCUGCCAUACGAGCGUCCAAAAGAAGGCUGUGAGUACAGCCAAUUCAACGGUAAAUUCACCUGCUUCAACAGCUGUCUGUACAAUGGGGGACAAGGAAACAAGAAACCGCUUUAUCUCAUUAUUACUCUGGAACGACCAAUCAAAAAUGGAUCAGCAACGGAAGGUCCAUGUGAGGUACUGGGACGGCAAUGCCUCAAGUUCCGCAGCUGUGCCUGCCCGAAGCGAGACAAGGACAACAACGAGAGACGCAUGGCUCAGGACAUGGGAGAUGGGAAUCUGGCUUCGAAUAGUGUUCUCAGCUCCAAGCGUCGGCGUGAGGGUGUAUCUCAAAGGUCCUCACGAGGUAGUCGUGGCAAGAAUUUCACAUCAACAAGUGACCGCGUCGGAACGCCCCAGUUCUUUCAACAGGAUGAAAUAUCCUCGAGUUCAGGAUACGAUGACCUGGUGCAAAUUGACGGGGAGUCCUUCCAUCUCAUUCUGAUGCCUGCGUACCUUCCCGGGGGAGCGCAUACUCUGCGUCAGAUGCGCUCGGCUCUGCUGAAAAUCUUUCAGACUGCGCGUGACUGCGAAGACGACCGCAAGAACUCCAACUCCGCUGCCUCAGGCUACAGCAGUGAGAGGCAGGAAGAAUUGCUUCAAGCUCUUAAUUCAAUGGAGGGCCGAACUGCUUCACUAUUACGUGAUCUACAAACAUCAUCGACAUUUGUCAAUCCAAACAGUUGUUCAACAGACUCACAACCAAACUCCUCAACAUCACAAGCUUUCACUUGUCCAACUGGCGGAUCGUCUGGAGCGUUAGACCCCAUUGGAAGCUCCACUCUCGACCUCUUAGCUUACGACCACCUACAUUCACAGCACAUAAUCAAGUCGGAGAAUAGUUUCUUACAGCCAUUUUCUGGCCAAACUAAUGAAUACCACCGCAGUCGGAUGAACUAUCCGUCCACACUUACUACAACCCUCGAGAGCGCACACCAACAGCGUGUGAGUGGCUGUUUUGAAAGCAACACUGGUGGAACCGAUCUUCCGACAUUUAAUGGGAUCAGCAUGGACUCCUCAGCUGCCGCGGCUUACGCAAUGAUGCCUUCGGCUUUCCAAUCCUUCCGAGACAGCGAUUCUAUCCAUCACUAUCAACCGAACGUCUUCAUCACAUCCUCGCAGAACACCGUUAACUCGUCCGUCCCCUCAGUGGUCAUCUCCCAAGACAACAAUGGAGCUCUGGUUGCAGCUUUCGGAGCAGCAGUUUCUUCGUCACAAAGCAGUGGAAAGCUCUUCGAAGAAAUUGCUAAUAGCAGGCAGCAACAGUGUCACCAAACAAGUGGAACUGAUGUUUCAAUGGGCGGAUCGGCGGUAGCGACACAGGCGGGGGCGUUAGUGGCGUGCGAGGGUAUAGCAAUCUCAAUCGCAAUAAAUGAGAACAACGGUGGCAAACCGACGACGGCCGUCUGGUCUGGCAGAUGCCUUAAGCUACAGGUCGUCAGGACAGAUGAGUGA
Molecule: messenger RNA, 4338 nt
Organism: Echinococcus granulosus
Lineage: Eukaryota; Metazoa; Platyhelminthes; Cestoda; Cyclophyllidea; Taeniidae
Product: Cysteine protease ATG4C
Exons: 19
Coding region: 1-4338 (1445 amino acids)
Biological process (GO): regulation of DNA-templated transcription; translation
Cellular component (GO): ribosome; nucleus
Molecular function (GO): structural constituent of ribosome; rRNA binding; protein-phosphatidylethanolamide deconjugating activity
Source: RefSeq, a predicted model, not a curated record